Phanerochaete carnosa HHB-10118-sp is the source of this 1944-nucleotide messenger RNA. RefSeq lists its product as uncharacterized. Lineage: Eukaryota; Fungi; Basidiomycota; Agaricomycetes; Polyporales; Phanerochaetaceae. The coding region runs from base 97 to 1893 and encodes 598 amino acids. Gene Ontology annotation, molecular function: iron ion binding; oxidoreductase activity, acting on paired donors, with incorporation or reduction of molecular oxygen; heme binding. The transcript has 13 exons. The record is from RefSeq and is a predicted model, not a curated record.
GCAUCAUCUGUCAGAGCAUCUGUUUCGUAUUUGCGGUCUAGACAGUACACGGUCCACUCUUAAUCGCUAGCCAGGGGGUCUUGGCAGGUACUCAUCAUGGCUAUCGGCCUCGCUGAGCUAGCGUUAGCAGGUUUCUUCGCCUAUCUUUUCUACACAGAAACCUGGGGCAAAAAGACUGCGCUUUCGAAUGUCGCUGGGCCUCCGAGGGAAUCCUGGUUGAAAGGUAACACGCAGCGCCUCUUUCGCGAUGCAUUCGAGUAUAAUCGUUGGCUCUCGUGGACAUACGGCACCGCUGUGAAGAUGCACACGCUUUUUGGGCAAGAAGCAUUAUAUCUAUCAGACCCUCUUGCGCUGCAGCAUAUAUUUGUCAAGAAUCAGCAAGCUUUCGACGUAAACAACGCGUUCAUACAAAGCAAUCUUCUGAUGUUCGGAGAGGGACUGACUGCAACGCUGGACAAACAGCAUAAGAAGCAGCGCAAGAUGCUAAAUCCAGUUUUUGCCGUAUCAAAUCUACGGGAGCUACUUCCCAUUAUUCAGCCGAUUGCAAAUGAAAUGGCAUCAGUGUUCACAAAACAUGUACCUGCGGAUGGUACUACAACCGAAUUAGACGUGAUGCCUUGGCUCUCUCGAGGUGCACAAGAGUAUAUCUCCCAAGCAUGCUUCGGGUGGACGUUCAACGCCUUGGACCUCGACAAGCGCAAUACCUAUUCCGAAGCAGCGAGAAGAUACACGCCGGCUGCAUUGCGAGUGUCCUGGCUCCGCCCAUAUCUGCCCUUUAUUGUGAAAAUCUUUCCCCUAUCGUGGCGAACUAAGAUGCUCGAGUGGUAUCCUGGCGAAGAUAUGAAAAACUUCGUAUACAUCUUGGAUGUCAUGUACAAAACUAGCAAGCGCAUCUUCGGGGAGAAAAAGAAAGCUCUCGAAGGCGGGCUUGAGGGCAAAGCUAAUGUUAUUACCUCUGGAAAGUCUGAAGGAGACAUGGGUCCAGUCAUGCAAGGGAAGGAUAUCAUGAGCAUUUUACUGAAUGCAAAUGCAUCCUCGAAUCAAGCCGACCGUCUGACGGACUCGGAGCUCAUGGGACAAAUGAGCACUCUCCUCUUUGCCGGGUUUGAGACGACUACGUACGCUAUAUCGCGGAUACUCUGGGUGCUAGCUAGCCAUCCGGAAGCGCAGGCUCGCAUCCGGAGUGAGGUCAAGGUUGCCAAAGAGAGGUAUUUAUCGCAGGGCUUCUCUACUGUCGCUGCGUGGCAUGACGCCUCCCUUUCGUAUGACGACCUGACGGCGCUUCCGUAUCUCGACGCGGUAAUCCGAGAGACCCUUCGAGUAUACCCUCCGAGCAGCGUCCACUUCCGGAUGGCUUCGCAAGACACAACGCUUCCGCUGCAGUACCCUGUGAACUCCGUGGAUGGCAAGCCCGUUGACGCCAUUCCUAUCAAGAAGGGUACACAGAUCCUGGUCUCGAUUAUCGCCUCAAACCACAGCAAGGAAGUAUGGGGAGAAGACGCUUCCGAAUGGAAGCCUGAGCGUUGGUUAAACUUGGCUGAUAACGAGAUGCCUAAAGGGAUCACCGACUCCGUCAAGUACCCGGGUGUGUACUGUGGGAUGAUGACAUUUCUAGGGGGUCCAAGAGGCUGCAUAGGCUUCAAGUUCUCAGAGAUGGAAGCGAAGCAAGUUCUCGCCACCUUACUCCCCCGCCUCCACUUCGCCCUGCCUUCGGCAGUCGACGAAAACGGGAACAGAAAGGAGGUCUACUGGAAGAUGAGCGGACCGCAGAUACCCGUUAUACGUCCGCCGUUCGGCGACGGCACAACCGCGCAAGUACCUCUGGAUGUCCGACUCGUCAAGGAAGAAGAUUUCGCUAUUGAACCUGACGACGAGGACCUGAUUGCGCUGUGAAAGAUAGGGGAUACGGCGGACCAGCAACAGUUUGGACGUGUGCGCCUAUCU